CAUGCCGUUAAGUUACCCAGCUCCUGUCGCUGGAAAAUACCCCGGCUGGUGUGUCCGAUCAACCGGGACCGGGGAUCAAUGAGCCUGUGGAACACUUGCUCACACCGUGAGGGCGGCAGAGUGUGAGUGGGAGCGUGUGGAUGUGUUCAGGAAAGGUGUAGAGUGUGCGCUGCGUGUGCAGUCACGUUUCAGUGAGUACUUUGUAAGAUCGUAUCGUGCGAAUCGUGGAAGGAGAAAAGCCUUCGGAAAAGUGUCGUAUCAGAUUUUGAUGCUUCCUGUAGACCGAAAACGUGCAAAGGAUCACACGGGAUGUGUAAAGUGAGCAACGGAAAAAAGUUUUAACCAAACCAAAGGGCAAAAAAGAAUGAAGCAAACCACUCGUGUCUGGUUCAAACACACGUUACAUGGCAUGAAAAAAUCGAUCGAGAAACCAACAUGGUGCUAGUGGUGAAGGACGCCAUUACAGUUUUCGAUAGCGACAAAAGCAAAUAGUUCGAGAAGUGAUCGCACGGUGGUUUAAAUGAAUCAAACCAAUGGCAUCCGUUUCAUGACGUAAGGAAGUAAGAAUUUCGUCAUCCCCGUCAACGACUCAGCGUUUCGUUUCGGAAGCAGAAGAGCAGGCCUGAAAGUGCUCACCGGUGGCAGCACUGGUGCAAGGACAUCCAUCUUCAUGGAGCAAGGCUGCAGGGAAGGAUGGCGACAAACGACGGUUCCCCGUCGACUUCCUUCCCAAUCAGUAGUGGUGUGAUGGUGACGAAUUUAUACCCCGAAACGCCCUCUAGCGUGCGGCGAAGACGGCGCCCCACUGUUUGCCGACAUCUUCGGUCCAUCCAUCAGGUGCCGGUGGCCACUACGCGGAAAGAUGCAGGGUGUGAUCGGAAUGUGAGACAAGCGUGAAACGAGGGAAAUAAGAAAAAGCUAAAAGUGUCAACCUGUCGGGCACCUUCCGAUGCGCUGUGUGACCUUCUCGUCCGAUAAACAGUAGAGCGCAAAGGGAUUGCCGCGAAACAAGUAAACCAGGAAGCGUCAAAGACGGCUGCAAGCUUAGAGACAAUUCUUUCUGCCUAAUGAUUUUUUCUCCGUGCUUAUUGUUCGUACACGUAGUGGGAUGAGCAAUAGUUCAGGCGGUGUUAAGUUACUGCUCGCCCGCUACCGUCACCGGGCGGAUGAAGAUUCCCGCCAGACGUGCGUUUUCGAGUGUGCAGUCGAGUGAAGGGUUACGUUCGCAGUGUGCAAAACGCUCAAGUGGUUUUCUGGAGGGCGCGUAUUAGUGUGCGGGGCGUGUAAGUGGUGUUGUGUGUGUGUGUGUGUUUGUGUGCGCGCGUGUAUGUGAAUACCCUAGUACCGGCGGCCAGCCCAGGGCGUCCCAGGGAGCCCGUACCAUACACGAUGAAACUCAGUGUCAGUGCCUAUCGAGCCCAUGCAUCAGCACACAAGAAAAUCCUCUCCAGCAGUAGCUAUCAGACACAGUUCAACUACGGAAGUACGGCGGCCGCUUCCAGCUCAGCACCGACCUCGUCGGCACUGUUUUCACAGGAUAAAUGUUGACAUUGAGGUGUUAUUUGUUGAUAACCGUCUGGUGUUAGGCUCGACGGUCAGCUUGAACGGGAUUUCCUGGGCAAACGGUGCGACGAUGGACCCGACGAAUCCGAGUGCAGCAGGGACAGCAUCCGGAGGGGCAAUACUACCAACAUGUUCGACCAUAUCGUCCGCCAGCUCGCAGAUGCAUCAGCACCAUCAUCACCCGAACCCAGCGGCCACACCGUUCGGCGCGAUCGGCGGUGCCGCAUCCGGUCACGGGGCCACCGGAAGUGGAUCCGGAGGCGGCGUCGGCGAGCAUGCGUCCAGCCUGCUGAGCCCGACGCUGCUGUCCCCGGGGACAAACACCGGUACCGCCUCAAUAGCGACCUCGCGUGACGAGGAGGAUGACUCGAGCAAUCAGGCCUCCUCCGGCAGCAAGGGUUCCGGCCAGCGUUUCAGUCGUGCCGCGUACCGGUCGUCGCCACCGAAGGUGCACACCUCGCUCGUGUCGCGUACGAACAGUGAGGACGACGGCUACCGGCGUGCCGGCUACCAGUCCACGCAGCAAUCCAGCACCACCAGCCGCACCGGGCUCGUGCGGCGUACGACCGUGCCGGGCCACUAUCAAUCAAUUGACCGUAGUCACAGCUUCAACGAGCAUGAUCACGAUGCCAUGUCCCGAUGGUACCAGUACCAUCAGCAGCGGCACCCACUGUCCCGCACCGGCAGCCGCACCGGCAGCGUGCCGCGCAGCCAGCGCCGACGAUACUCGCUGCGGGACAACGACGACGACGGCAGCAUGCCGGCCGGGCUGAAUCGUAUGGUGUCGUUCGAUAGCGUUGGCGGCCAGAGUUCGUGCAGUGGGCUGCUUACGCGGCACCGUGUCAGCCACCCGUCCGUUGCGUCCUCAUCGUUCGAUCAGUUCGAUCAAUCGUCGUACCAUUCGCAACAGCAGCAGCAGCACCAGCAGCAGGAACAGCAGGACGAGCUAUCGUCCUCCCAGCAGCAGCUGCAGCAGCAGCAACUCAGCCAAUCCCUCUCCAACGGCACGACACGGGGCGCACAGAGCUGGAAGAAUCUACGCGCCGUGAUGGCGUACUACUGUUCGCUGCGGAAAAUCAAGAGGACGAAGUCAAACCAGCGAUGGAUGAAGUUACGCACGACGGUACAAAUAUCCUCUGCCAUGCAGAAGAAACCACCUCUCAAGCGAGAGGAUUCCUUUCUAAAGCGCUUUUCCACGCGCCAGAUACCGGAAGCUCAGGAAACGGUGGAAGAUACCGGCUCCGAGGGUGCGACCGAUGCAGAGAAAACAGUCCGACGGAGGCGUCGGUUUGCCAAAAUCCCGCGCACGGUCGUGAACCCGGACGAGAACUUCUACUUCUACUGGCUGAUGCUCGUCACGAUCAGCAUACUGUACAACCUCUGGACGCUAAUCGUGCGCCAGAGCUUCCCGGAGCUGCAGAGUAAUGCGAGCCGCUUCUGGCUGUCCUGUGAUUGCUUCACCGAUAUAGUAUUCAUCUUCGAUGUGGCGGUACAGCUGCGCACCGGCUACCUGGAGCAAGGUCUGAUGGUGUACGACUCGCGGAAGCUGGCUGGCCACUAUCUCCGAUCCCGUGCUUUCCUCCUAGAUUUAGCGGCACUAGUACCGCUAGAUAUUCUACAGUUCCGGCUCGGUAGUCAGCCGAUGUUACGAUUUCCGCGGUUUUUCAAAGUCUAUCGAGCGGUCAAGUAUUACUACAUCGUAGAGAGUCGCACCGUGUGGCCUAACCUAUGGCGCGUCGUGAACCUCAUACACAUCCUGCUAAUAUUGGCCCACUGGUUCGGAUGCUUCUACUUCCUGCUGUCCGAGGCCGAGGGCUUCCAGGGCGACUGGGUGUAUCCGUAUCGGCCCGGCGAUUAUGCCACGCUCACGCGCAAGUACCUCGGCAGCCUGUACUGGUCGACGCUGACGCUAACCACCAUCGGGGACCUACCGACGCCGGAAACGAAUGCCGAACCGUCACAAUCGGCGGACGGCCCUAGAUCACUUCCCAGGCGCGGCCUCAAGUCCAGACUGCUGCAGUUCAACUCAUCCCGCGGGUACGUGUUCACCAUCGUCAGCUACCUGAUUGGUGUCUUCAUCUUUGCCACGAUCGUCGGCCAGGUGGGCAAUGUUAUUACGAACCGCAAUGCCAACCGUCUCGAGUUCGAGCGACUCCUGGACGGUGCAAAGACGUACAUGCGGCACCACAAGGUACCGGGUGGAAUGAAGCGGCGCGUACUCCGGUGGUACGAUUACAGCUGGUCACGCGGCCGAAUACAGGGCGGCGGAGACAUCAACACCGCACUCGGGCUGCUGCCGGACAAGCUUAAAACCGAACUGGCCUUACAUGUCAAUUUGAGCGUGCUGAAAAAGGUGACAAUAUUUCAAGAGUGCCAGCCGGAGUUUCUGCACGACCUGGUGCUGAAAAUGAAGGCCUACAUCUUCACGCCGGGCGACUCGAUCUGUCGGAAGGGUGAGGUCGCCCGGGAGAUGUUCAUCAUCGCCGACGGCAUCCUGGAGGUGCUGAGCGAAACUGGCAAGGUGCUGACCACGAUGAAGGCGGGUGACUUUUUCGGCGAGAUCGGCAUCCUCAACCUGGACGGGUUGAACAAACGAACAGCCGAUGUGCGCUCGGUCGGCUAUUCGGAGCUGUUCUCGCUGUCCCGCGAAGACGUCCUGACUGCGAUGAAGGACUACCCGGAAGCACAAGAGAUCCUGCAGACGCUGGGUCGGAAAAGACUGAUGGAGGUGCGCUGUGUCAACAAGAAGCACGCCAACAAGCACGCCGCUAAGGAACACGCCGGUGAUCGUAGCUCAAAUACCCACAAUAACCAAGGUGAUAGUAGUGAUAAUAGUGCCUCAAAACGUAUCGUAGAUAAGCUUAGGAGUGAUGUUAAGGGACUGAAGAAUGUGCUGCGCAAGUCCAGGACGGGAACAACUAGACGCAGCAAUGAGUCGAUCGAGAUGCAGCCACUGCACGGGAACGCGACCUCGGGCGGUGGAUCGGGCGGUGCGGGCAGUGGCGGCAGUGCCGGAAGCGGAGGCAGCAAAACGUCCAAAACGAUGCUGAAGCGCAUGCCGCGCGUCAAGUCGGACGACAUACACACGGAGGACGAGGGCAAGGACAAUGACAAGGUGCCGAGCCCGAUCGGUGCCGGGCUUCCACUGCUGCAACGUCUCCGGCUGCUCAAGGAGAAACAAGAUCGCGAAGAACGAGCCGCGAAGGCGACUGCACAAAUUAUCUCACCGCCGCAUACUCACGUAACCUCUGCCAUAUCACCACAGGAAUCGAUACAGGAAGAACCGGAACCGGAAGUGAUCGGCGCCGGGUUGCCGCUGAUGCAAAGACUGAAAUUGCUCAAAGCGAAAGAGGAUCGGCUAGCGAAGGAAAGCCAAUCGAAGCUGCAAGUGACAUCGAACCAAACAUCAAGCUCACCAUCGAUCGUACAAAGCAUGAGUCCGACGUCCCCGACGGUGAAGGCACCGCCGAGUCCGAUCUUGAACACGACGGGUGUGGCAGGCCAUCACGCCAAACCGACGAUGCGCGUGUCGUUCAAGGAGCGCCUUCGCCAACUGCACCAUCAAGACUCCAAGCAUCACGGCGAAUCGAAGCCCUCCUCCGUACCGGUCACGAUACACGAGACCACCGACAUGAAGCAGCACCUGCUGCCGAUUGUACCGUCGCCCGGCAGUAAAGCGCAGCCUAUGCAGCAGCAGCAGCAUCAUCAACAACAAUCGCACCAUCCCAGCAAGCCGUCCACCGCGCAGUCCCUGAAGGAUAAGAUACGCUCGCUGGGCCACCUGAAGGCGGACGAUCAGCUGAAACCGUGGUCCAAGCUGAAGCUGGCAACGGUGGUCAGUCUCGGCGGAAGCUACACCAGUCUCAACAAUGCCGCGUCCGAGGAGUCACCCAUUCUGAAGCAAUCCAAGCGCAGCCGGCUCAAAACUUCCAUCCCGGCCGAUCUCAAUCUGAACUCGCUGGUCUCGAUGACACCACCGCCCAUUUCUUCUGCCCCACCGACCACGUGUGCUCCACCAUCGUCCUUUCUGCCGAAUAAGAUCCUAUCCUGUGCGGCGGGCGAAGCAGCCUCGGUCAGUGAUAGCGAGGUAGCCAGUGGUAGCCGGACGCAACGGACCACUGGCGACCAAGGGGGCGCCCGUGCCGUACCGGCGCGCGUGCGCAUGAAACCGAAACCCAUCAAGCUGGAGUCCACCGAGCCCAAGAGCUACCUGUCGAUCGACGAUCUGUCGCCCGAAUAUUGCGGCCUGCCCUUCGUCAAGAAGCUGAAGAUCCUGAACGAGCGCCAGAAGCUGGCCGAACUGGAGUCGGCAAUCAAGACGCGCAGCCUCAGCCUGGACUGUACCGAUUCGAACACCAGCACCGCCAGCACGCAUGACCUGCUCGACCAGCUGACGCGCAGCCAGAGCGAGGGCUCCGGCAUGGCACACACGGUCCGCUCCAAGAGCGAGUCGCCGAAGCGCUCCGACUCGAACGGGCUGCUGCCGCUCAGCCCCGAGUCGAACGAAACGCUUGAGCGGCGCCAGCUGAAGAGCAUAUUGAAGAAGCUGUCCGAGGAUAAGGCCGCGCUAGAACAGCGCCCGAACCGCGAGAACCUCAAGAAGCUGAUGCGAGCGCAAACGGUCGAAGGGUACGUUGCCAGACACAGCAAAUUCACCAAAAGCGUCACCUUCCAUAGGAACACACUCUCUAGCCCUCCCAGCAGUGCUGCCCAGUGUGACCCUAUUGAAGAACGUAGUCUUUUUCCCCUUCUUAGCGCACAAACGGCCACCGGCACCGUGCCGGGCGUGCCACAUUCCGUAGCGGCGGCCCCGUUGGCAACGUCGCACGUCGACGAGCGUCUGUCGGCGGUGGCCACCGCGUCCAUCGAACAGGAGCACGAACGCUACUACCAGGUGCUGCACGAGGAGCACCACCACCACGAGGAGCACCAUCACCGCGCGGAGCACCGUCAGUUUCACCGCGGGGUGUCACCGACGGGGCUCCCAGGUCCGACGAUCAGUGACGACGAUACGCGCAACGCCCUGGCGGUCAUCAGCAAUGGUGACGCACACCGGGGCUUCCCCUACGAUCCGCACGCCGAACAGGAGAUGGAUCUAGUGCCGGGGGACGGUGCGGAUCCCGUGACCAGAUCGUCCCUCUCCGCCCUAGCCAGCCAGCGCAAGUUGAUCAAAGGUUCGCUGGAGGAGCAGGAGUUUUUCGGCGAAGUGCUGCUGGGCAUCAAGCAGGUCAUCCAGUCGCACAUGAAGGACAUACAGGUGAAGUUUCAGGACGAGUUCUUCAAUCUGGAGCAGGAGGUGAAGAAGCGGGACGACAUCAUAUCAAAGCUGCAGAAUCGCAUCCUGGAGCUGGAGGCGGAGCACCACGGUCUGGUGGGACUGCAGGUACAGUUGCCCCCGGAGCAGGGCGACACGCCUUACCGCAAGUCCGGUUCGUCCGGAUCGGGCAGCACGGGAUCGUCCAACGAGCUGCCGUUUAUGCGCGGUGACUCACUGGAUACCAUCUUCGCUUCCUCCCCGCACUCCGACUCGGACGCCCCGCGGCAACUGAAAACACGCAGCAGAAAGCCGCGCACAUCGCCCCGCCACCGCCAGCUACGCAACCGUCCCAACUGGGACGAGUCGACCGAUCAGGAGAGCUUCGAUCGGAAAGACUCACCACCGAUCGGUCCACGCCCGCAGCCCGGUGGCAACGGUGCACCGGCCGGUGGAUCUUCCACUGGACCACCACCCCCCGUACCGCCGAGACGAAUGUCGGCAACGGCUACCUCCACCACCACCGCCGUUACCAUGUCCGCUACGACGGACCGUAUCCGCAGCCCGUACCGCGAUCUGGUCAUUUCGGAGCUCACCGGGAACAUCGUUUCCGACAGCGUGAUUGUAAACAUUGAGGCCACGUCCAGCUCGCAGUCGGAAUCGCAGUCCGAAAACGAUCAGCCUUACGGGGAGGAAGAAGAGGAAGAGGACGAGCAGGGCGAGGCGAGGCAGCUAAUGCGGCAUCGGCGCUCCCGGAGCCGCGAAACCGACGAUGACGACAACGAUGGUGCGGAUGAGGAGUGCGACGAUGAGGCAGCAUUUGGCGAAGAGCUCGAGGGAGAGCUUGAGCAGGAAGAGGAGGAAGAGGAGGAAGAGGCAGGCAAUGAGGAGGAAGAGCAAGAAGAGGAAGAACAGGCAGAGGAGGAAGAGGAAGAGGAGGAGGAGGAAGAGCUCAAUCACAACGACUGGGAGGUGCGAAUGCUGGCGGCGGAGCUGAAGAAGCGCGAAAGCAUCAGCACCGACUUCCCGGCCGAGCUGGAGGGUGGCGACGGGUUGGUGCGCCGUCGCAGCCACCGCAAGCGCAGCGACACGGACACGGACGGUAGCGAGGGGACGGAGCGGGACGCGUUCGGGCGGCCGCGAGCCUCCAGCCUCGAUCAGCACAAUCUGCAGCGGCGGGCCGCCUUUGGGCGGGCGGGCCGGGCCCCGACCAUUGCGGGCCCACCGUCGGCUGGCCCCAGUGCGCCCCGGUCGCGGGGCGGCAUCUUUAAGGCCUUGAGCUUCGACCGGGACAAAGAUCGUCUCUGAGAAUUAACGCUUCACUGUGAGGUGUGCAUGUUUACCAGCAUCACCAAGGUCGUCGUGAUCGAGUGGAAUCGUGCUGACCGGGGAUCGACGGUUCGUCCAGCACCGAUCGCCGGAGCGGCCCGAACAAGCCGCUCCGUCUCUAGCAGCUGUGAGGCGUGAUGCGCUGCACACUCGCAACACUCCAACCAACCAAUCCAACGCCCUGUGCCCGUUUCGCCCGAAACAAUCCAGCGCAGUGCAGUUCCGUUACGACCCAGUAGUGAGAUUAGGUGUGUAACUCAAUUGGCAAUUCGUUUAGCAAUCGUUGAGCUGCUAGCAGUCUCUCGUACCCAUUCCCGUCCAAGCAAAAAAAACCGCAAUGCUUAGCAAUUGUUGUUUCCUGUGUUUGUGUUGUUAGGUUUACUGCACCACUUUCUUCCUGCACAUCGAACAAAUCGGCAUCAAAUAAGCGGCAGAAGUCAUACAGGCUUUAAGGAAGUAGACACGCUUGCUACCCUGCGAUCGUUGGGCCAUCCUAGUCCCCUGAUCUCGAUGCGUGGAACCGAAAUAUGUCUAGCACAAAGCAAACAAACCGAUUCGCCAACGAAGUACAGUAGACGAUUCAAAGCUGCUCCUCCUUUUGUUUUGUAAUCGUGAUCGAUCAUACGUUCCAAAUUCCGGUAUGCCUUGUUUGUUCACUGUUCAAGUGUUUGCUGUAGCGUUAGGAAUUACUCUUCAUCGAUAGUGUAACUAGCGACAAACUAAUAUAAUCUAAUCUAUGAGCUAUAAUCUAUGGGCAGGGCAACAUCAAGCAGAAUGAGUGAGUGGAAUGUGUCUCUAAGCAGAUCCAUGGUGGCUUAAAAAAGCUUAACUUUCUCCAAUCCCGGCAUCCAGCAGAUACAAUACUUAAAACUGCUGCUGAUCUCCUCUGAAAGGAGAAUUGCAACAUGGCGAGGGCUUCGUUGCAAAGCAAAGGACAACAAAUCUAGUUUGUACGAUAAUAAACCUAGGCCUGUGUGCGGUACGGUGCACACCGAUGGACCCGAUGGACCUAAACCGUAGGAAGUUAACGUAAUAAUCAAGCAUAGAAGGGUAGUAGCAAAUGCUUUACUUAUACGAAAACCAAAACAAAUCGACCAACAGCACCCGUUCGCAUUAGUCUAGGAAUGUAAACAAGGGAAAGGGUUCAAGCUGAAUUCGAAUUUUGCCGUACGAGUUCCUGAUCGUUCCAUUUCGAUUUUUGUACACCUUAACCUAGAGCGACAAACCGUGGCUAAUUUAUAAGAACAGAACAAAGUAACUAUAAAAUCGUUACAACUAAAGAGUUUUUUUGUUGUAUAUUCUGUUAUUAGGUGAAAAUAUUCGAUAACGCUGUUUUGUAAUUAUGCUGUGAACGUCACCGUUUUCUAAUAAUAAGUUUAAUGCAUUACAUUUCCUUUCCACACGUUCACGCGAACACGAAAAAACAACACGAUUUUAUUCCACCACAAAGUACCAGUAACUAGAUCGAGCAAAAGAAUGAAGGGGAACAUGAUGAGGAGAACCAGGUUAGAAACAGUAGUGGAGCAGAGGAUUAUAAUGUUGAACAAAAACAAAUGAAUGAUAGCACUUUAACUUUGCCAAUUAUAGUAAACCACACGAGUAGCAUAGGCAGGGGUAAACACAUGGGAUGCUAGAAAGGGAUAUAAUCGCAUACUACCAAAGGGCAAAUAGCAGACAUAGCAGCAGUUGAUCCUGAUCGCAUCAAGACCAAAAACCGAAUGGAUUGGGUGGCACGGUGGCCCAGCCCAAAACCGAACAAAUGUAAACAUAUUUAGUAAGGAUGCGAACAAGCGAACGAAAGAGGGUUAGAUAUAUGUAAACCGAAGCAAGAUACAGUAAUGGAGCGUGUUAAAUAGAAAUACAAACAACCAAAACAUCAAUAGCUUUAGUUUAACUAGUUUAGCAAUAGAUGGAAACAUUGGUCAAUGGUUAGUUACCAAGGGAUUUAGAUUUACUUUCCACGAAUCUGCAGUGUGUUGAGAUUGUUUUCACGUUCUUUGUUUUGUUUUUUAAAGAAAAAUUAACGUUUGUAUUGAAAUUUAAAUUCAAAUAGUUCUUCAAUCUUACUGAAGUAUUUAAUUUGUCAUUAUUUUGUUUUCAUUAAACCAAAUCAUUUUUUAAUAAGUUAUGCAAACACCAGUUGCCAUCUUUUGCUAAAUAUGUUAUUCCUCUUAAGAAGUAAGAUAACGGAUUUGUAUUACGUAGUACUUUUAAAUAAAAUUAAAUCACUUCCUCUGGCCGAUCAGUUGGCUAAAGUAAAAACAGGAAUAAGGGCCGAAAGCAUGUGCGUGAGCGUGUGUGAGUGAAUGCAUGUAAAAGGCAGUCUUCUUUUACUAGCUCGAGGUACUACAAGGCGAACAGAAACAAAACGAAAGGGAUACAGAAUAGCGAGAAAAGCAAAAUGGAUGAAAACUGAUAAAGAGACCACUCUUUUACCCUAGCUUGGCACAUAGAACGUGACAAAUGGAAAUAAUAAUACUGUUUAUAAAUCAAAGUGAUUUAGAGAUAACAAAACCAUGUAAAAAAAAGAAGAUCCCAUCCCAAAACAAAACAGACAAACAAACCAACCAACCAACCAACCGACAAACCACAAAUAAAUUUCCUGAAACAAAA
Molecule: messenger RNA, 10759 nt
Organism: Anopheles arabiensis
Lineage: Eukaryota; Metazoa; Arthropoda; Insecta; Diptera; Culicidae
Exons: 20
Coding region: 1421-8125 (2234 amino acids)
Biological process (GO): transmembrane transport; monoatomic ion transport
Cellular component (GO): membrane
Molecular function (GO): protein-containing complex binding; monoatomic ion channel activity
Source: RefSeq, a predicted model, not a curated record